This is a messenger RNA of Haliotis rufescens (red abalone), 3667 nucleotides long. RefSeq lists its product as uncharacterized. The record is from RefSeq and is a predicted model, not a curated record. The coding region runs from base 200 to 3667 and encodes 1155 amino acids. Lineage: Eukaryota; Metazoa; Mollusca; Gastropoda; Lepetellida; Haliotidae. Gene Ontology annotation, molecular function: protein binding. Gene Ontology annotation, cellular component: cytoplasm; nucleus. The transcript has 5 exons.
AGGACGAUGUUCUACCACUAGACCAUGGAGGCAAUCUCCUGCAGACAGACCUUGUACACAUUCAGACAUUUUUUGUUGUAGGAUGACGAUGAGUUUAAUGCCAACAUUGAUUAAAGCCACUGAUGAAUGACAUUAAACAGUGAAGAAUGUUCCACGAUAUGGAUUAGAACGAUAUACCUAGUGGCUGAUUAUUAAUCGGAUGGAGAAAGGUGAAGUCCAGACAGAUGAUAGUGAGACAGAGCAUGGAGGAUGUACACCAGCAAAGUGCAGGAGGAAUCACAAUGACGGGGACACGUCAUCAGCCGGGGAAAACAUGGAGCUUGCAGGUACUCCCACGAACAACCCUCAAGGAACAACUGAAGGAGCAGGCAGUAUUGCGGAUGAUGCAGAAGAUAAAGAUGUUGAUGAAGAGAGUGCUGACGAAUGUCUGUUUGAUGACAUCACAGAUGAGGAAGAGGGGGAAGGAAUAGAAGACAUGUCACAGCUUGGAGCAGGUGCUGUAGCGGUCAAAUUCCAGACUGUCCAACAAGAGUCAUACCAACUUGUAUCUAAAGAUACCACGGCACUGGCACACCACAUCAUUGGAUGUUGUCAACAACCAGAGGGCGAAAUAACAUCAGCACCACAGCAACAUCAGGGGACGCAACUCCAACCAGCUUCAGCUGGUGAUGUUGAUCAGACAAGUCAGGGACAACUGCCCAUAACUACAUCUUGUGUAGUUCCUAACACAACCAGUCUACAGGUCCCGACAACAGCAGCCCAGAUACCAGUGUCCACAACUACAUCUUGUGUAGUUCCUAACACAACCAGUCUACAGGUCCCUACAACAGCAGCCCAGAUACCAGUGUCCACAACUACAUCUUGUGUAGUUCCUAACACAACCAGUCUACAGGUCCCGGCAACAGUAGCCCUGACACCAGCUUCCAUGUCAUCUCUUCUACCCAGAUUACCAGGAUCGUCCGGGCUACCUGAGGUACCAGUGGCUGGUGAUUCCCGUGGAGUGGCCCAGUACAACCUUAUCUACGUACGGCAACAGUUUGGAGAUGUGACAGUCCCGGGCGCCAGGAAUGUGAACAUUGGUGGCACACAGACUGUUGGUGCAACUCAGACCCCGGUGGAAGAGGAGAAGCCACUGACUGCAGCACAGAAGAUCAGGAAAAGAACGGAAUCCAGGAUACAGUCGUGGACUAAAGACAUGGUGGAGACAGAAGCCCUCCAGAAAGUGACGGAGAAGCUGGACAGAGGAGCAACAUGGGUGACAAUUAAAGGAAGGCCAGGAGAGGGGAAGUCUACAAUAGCCUACAUGGCCCUCAAAGAUCAGCACAUUCAGGGGAGACAAGUGUAUCAGGUGGUGUCACCGGAGGAGUUCAACGAGGUCAUAACCGCCAGCACUAACCCUGUCAUUAUGUUAGAUGACAUAUUCGGUGAUCUGGAAUUUGAUGUAGCAGAAUGGGCCAAGUGGAGACCAAGUCUACGACCUAUUGUGGAUGUGAAAGAUCCUGAUAAAUAUACUGAAAUAGAUUCUUUACACAAGUCCACUAAAACUGGAAAAGUUUCAGACAGAACAACAGAUGAGCAAGCACAGCGAAAAAAAAUAGGACCAAACAAGGACAAAACUAUCAUUAUCCUCGUAGGCCGUGAUUAUGUGUUGAAAUCCUCAUUGACAGACUUGGGAAGGAUGGCAGAUUAUAUAAAUUCUCCCCAAUACAUGGUGGAAGUUUCCUCACAGAGAAACUCUUUCGAAAAAAGAAGGAUUUGGAAUGUUCAUGCUAAAACCAAAAGCAUAGACUUUGAGAACUCAACUGUGUCUCAGAUAUGUCAGGCUGAGUGUCCACACGGCUUUCCUCACGUGUGUAAAAUGUUUGUCACAACAUAUGAAAAGGAUCAGACUCAGCUUCCAGUGGUGGCUUUCUUUCACAAGCCUAUCGCGUUCCUCAACAAGACUGUGGAUAAAUUUCUUAAAGAUAAGAUAAAGCGUUCACUGUUCAUGGCUAUGAUUGAACGAGAUGGGAAGAUUAGUGGACAAGAGAUGGAGGAGGAGGAGGAUAACCUUGGGUAUGAAUGCAGAGCAGCUGCUGAUGAUAUGGUUGGAUCUUACCUCAAGAAGGAAGGUGACAUGUACAUGUUCGACCAUCCAUCUAUCUACGACAGCGUGGCUCUAAUUCUCACUACACUACAAUCAAAGUUUGUCAUAAGAAAUUGUAGUUUGUCAUUCAUCCAUCAGCGAGUUCGUCUUCAAGCCUCCUCAAAACUAGGGAGAGACGUUCCUGGUGAGACAGAUCUUGUUGCUAACAUCCCAUGGGUCUAUGCUGGACACUUAGCCAGAAGAUUUGCAACUGAAAUUUCAAGGAGCAAUUUGUUGAAUGUCUUAUCACACCAGGCAUGUUGUAAUCCAGAGUUUAUAGACUUGCUACUGGGCUGCCUGAAGACACACUGUCACAUGUCUGUUUCUGAUGUUCUGAAACUAACUGACACUUCUUCAAAACAGUCAUUUAAUGAAUUAAUUUCGAGCAGCAAAUCACAUCAUCUCAUCAAAUUUAUAAUGGAGAAAGAAAACAUAGUAUUAAGACAGCAUGAAAUAAGAGACAUUUUCCUUGGGGUGUGCAUGAAUGCUGCUUGUAGUGUACUGACCUACAUCAGUGAACACCAGCAGCUUGAGAUAGAUGCUAGAUAUGGUUGUAAUGAGAAAACGCCACUUAUGUUAGCAGCAGAAACCAAAGACAGCUCGUUCGUUGAUCAGAUUAUGUCCCUUCACCCUGACCUGAAUGCAAGGGACAGGCGAGGUCGAACUGUCUUUUAUUACCUUUGUACAAAUGGCCUUACGUCAGCUGUGGAACAUGCGAUUAACAUGGGUGUGGAUGUUAAUAAGAAUCAUACAUUUGGCAAACACCCUCUAUACCUUGCCAUAGAAAAUGGUCACUUCGAGGUGGUGAAACUCCUGCUGCAAAAGGGAUGUCAUAUAGAUAAACAGGAAGGUUUUGCAUGUGCCGUUAGGAGCUCUAACAAGGACACGAUGCAGUUUCUUUUAGACAGAGGAGCAAAGGUUCACGGGGAUGCUGUGUACAUUGCUUGUGACUUGGGAACCUUGUCUAUCAUUAAGAUGCUGUUUGAGAAGGGUGCUACUGUUAACAUGGUGUCAUCUAAAGGAGAUACCCCUCUUCUUAGUUCAUGUGGUGGGAACCCAAAAGUUAUCUUGUUUUUGCUUGAGAAGGGAGCAAGUGUGAAUCAACUUUCAAAUUGCACUGGAAACACACCACUUCAUGCAGCAGCAGCAGGGAGGGGAUCUACAGAGUGUGUUGAUGUAUUACUGAAGGCUGGAGCUAAUGUGAAUGUACAGAAUAAUACAGGUGACACACCACUUCAUACAGCAGUAAUACGGGGAUCUACAGAGUGUGUUGAUCUAUUACUGAUGGCUGGAGCUAAUGUGAAUGUACAGAAUGAUUCAGGUGAAUCACCACUUCAUAAAGCAGAAGCAGCAGCAGCAGUAUGGGGAUCUGCAGAGUGUGUUGAUGUAUUACUGAAGGCUGGAGCUAAUGUGAAUGUACAGAAUAUAACAGGUGACUCACCACUUCAUACAGCAGCAGCAGCACGAUGGGGAUCUGCAAAGUGUGUUGAUCAGCAGCAGCAGCAGUAUGGGGAUCUGCAAAGUGUGUUGAUGUAUUACUGA